This is a messenger RNA of Homalodisca vitripennis (glassy-winged sharpshooter), 12357 nucleotides long. Its product is annotated as protein madd-4-like. The record is from RefSeq and is a predicted model, not a curated record. Lineage: Eukaryota; Metazoa; Arthropoda; Insecta; Hemiptera; Cicadellidae. Gene Ontology annotation, cellular component: extracellular matrix. The transcript has 24 exons. The coding region runs from base 1 to 3732 and encodes 1243 amino acids. Gene Ontology annotation, molecular function: metalloendopeptidase activity. Gene Ontology annotation, biological process: extracellular matrix organization.
AUGCAGACAUGCUGCAUGAUUCAACAAGCUCUUAUUCUUAAAGAUCUACAAUACUUAAGCGAGAAGCUCUUAUACCGGGAGGAGGUCUCUAAACGCAUCGUCCUACAGAACCGUAAUCUACACGUUUCCAAAGUUGGAGCGGCGGGGGCGGCGGAGAACGAUACGAGUUCCCCCGACGACGAGAAGGCUUUGCGUCAACUGGAGUGGGAAGAUGACACUCAGGAGGAGGAUGACCCUGCACUUUGGUCAGCAUGGUCACCGUGGAGUCAAUGUUCGAGAACCUGCGACGGCGGUGCCAUCUUUCAACUCAGGAGCUGCAACUCCAUCUCCAGAUGUAAGGGGUCCACGGUGCGCUACAAGAUUUGCAACAUGCAGCCUUGUCCUGACAACGUAGAGUUUCGAGAACUACAAUGUGCGUCUUUCAACUCGGUGCCGUACAUGGGGCAGAUGCUGACUUGGACGCCUCAUUAUGACGACGACCAGCCGUGUGCCCUCAUAUGUCGCUCCCACACAGGGGUCGUGGCGCGGCUAGCCGCUAGUGUCAGAGACGGCACCCGCUGCCGCCCUGGCAGUCUGGACAUGUGCAUCGACGGCAAAUGUCAGAGAGUGGGGUGUGAUCUGGAGAUAGGCUCAGGCAAGAAGGUAGACGAGUGUGGAGUUUGUGGAGGAGACGGAGCGUCUUGUGCACAGCCUCUAUACCAUUGGGCAGAGGCGCCGGUGUCCUUGUGUUCUGUGUCCUGCGGAGGAGGGUACAAGAUGUCGCAGGCGGUGUGCCGCAACAGAGUGACCGGGGCCGACGUUGACGCCCAGCUGUGUAACGCCUCGCAGCAGCCUGAGCCUCAGGUGGUCGAGUGCAAUUCUCAUCGUUGUCCGCCAAAGUGGCUGACGGAAGACUGGAGCAGAUGUUCCGUGAGUUGUGGAGGAGGCACAAGACAGCGGAAUGUUAUAUGCACUGAAGAAGCUAAUGGCACAAGGAGUAAAGUUCCUGACCACUUCUGCAGAGGAUAUCGGCCCAGGUCUGUGGAGCCCUGCAACUCCACCCCCUGCCCUCCCACUUGGGUCACUGGAGACUGGUCUGGGUGUUCCAUGUCAUGUGGGGAGGGAGUGCAGACACGUAACGUAACCUGUCGAAUCUCACGCUACGAGAAACCUGGCUCCGUCACCUGCAACGAGGAGACCCAACCAGCCACAACACAGCCUUGCAACACUGGCAUUGCUUGUCCAGAUGACUCUGAGCCAAUACCAGAUAUAGAUGAAGCCCUACCUCUGCUCCAUCCUUACCCACCAUUCCGACCAACAGCGGAGAAACUUGUCGGGGAGCAAAUGUCACCUUCAUCAGAACCCAAUUUCAUAGCUGGAGCAUGGGGUCCAUGCAGCGUGACAUGUGGGGAGGGCACCAGGAUCAGGAAAGUCACCUGCAAGAUAUACCUGGACUUUUCUCGAACUUACGCCACAUUACCAGACCAAAAGUGUCAAGGGCCGAAACCCGCAGAGACAGAGAGCUGCUCGGAACAACCGUGUUCCUUCUCAAACAGAGUUGACACGGUGCGAGAUGGCUACAGUGAUAUCUCCCUGGCGGAUAUCUACAGCAGUAACCGACGAGAGAGGUAUGACACCAACAUACGAGUGGCUCCAGGCAGUUCAGGCAAAACAUACUCUUGGAAGGAGCAAGGCUUUACCCACUGCAGCGCCUCAUGUCUGGGAGGUGUCCAGGAGUCGGUGAUACUUUGUAUACAGAACGAGGACCAGAAGUCGGUCAGUCCGUACCUGUGCCCGCAGGAAACCAGGCCAGAAAUACUGAUCAAGACAUGUAACGACCACCCUUGUCCGCCACGGUGGAAUCAUUCAGACUUCUCCCAAUGCUCCAAGGCUUGUGGUAUCGGGAUACAGACGAGGGAUGUCAACUGUAUACAUGAGGUCACACGUGGCGGGGGCAACACCAUCAUCGUUCCCAACAACAUGUGCCCCCAGCCCCCGCCUCCUGACAGACAGUACUGCAACGUCCUAGACUGUCCCGUUAAGUGGCACACAACCGAGUGGACCAAGUGUUCUAAGAGUUGUGGUGGAGGUGUAAAAACCAGGCAGGUGGAGUGUAAGCAAGUGAUGGCCCAGAACCAUGUGGUGAGCAGACCAGAGAGUCAGUGUCCAUCCAACAAGCCGCAGGACCGCAGACCGUGUAACACCAAACACUGUGCCAAUGAGGAUCUCAAUCCAGCUAUCGCUGUGGCCAACGUCACCUACAUCCAGUAUAAUGCCUCCAGGAAGAAGGUCAACCUGAAGAUUGGGGGCCAAGCCCAAGUAUUCUAUGGGACUCAAGUGAAGAUCAAGUGCCCUGUCCGGAAGUUCAACAGAACAAGAAUUCAAUGGGCUAAAGAUCACAAAGUUAUAGGAAACUCGAAAAAGUAUAGAAUAUCGAAGAAAGGUGCUUUAAGAAUAGCAGAUGUUACGUAUAUUGACAGUGGUGUCUACACUUGUAUAGCUGGGAGAUCAUCAGCUGAUGUUGCUCUGACUGUGAAGCCACGGCCGGGAGUGUUUCCAAGUUCUGAGGAGAUAGAGAGACAACACCAUAACCAACUAGAUCCUGCAAUGCAACCAAAUGGUGAAAUGCCCGGGAGACCCUUCCUGGGAGGUGGGGAUGACAUGAGUCAUGAGGUGAGGCCCGGAGACAGCCUACAUCUGGCAACCAAGAAGCCACCCCGAGCCACACCCCCGCCUCAUCCCCCGCCAGAUAUACACACAAACCUGUGGCCUCAGCACCACUCUGGGACCACCACACACUCCCACUUUGAUCAGGAUGGACUCCCCAUCCUUCCGUCUGAGGACCCUCUCUCCUCCCUUGGUCCGUCCCUGUCUUCUGCAGGGUCCAGACCCAUGCCUCACUUCCAGAAACUGCUGGCCAACCUCCAGACGUUUGGAAACUCGAGAGGACACCGGAUGGUGAUGGAGGACGCUGCCCCGCCACCACCGCCCCUUCCUCCCCUCAUGACCACCACGGACUUCAUUGAUGACCCCACCACCGAAGACUCGUCCAUUGUCGUCUUAGGAAAAGGGAGGCCAGAAAAUGUUAAAUUUGACUGGAUGGUCAGUGAAUGGUCGUCUUGCUCUCAAACUUGCGGUGGAAAUGGAUUUCAGAUGAGAAAAGCACACUGCAUGGUGCGUCUUCACAACACCACACAGGAUGUGGACAGUAACCUGUGUGUGGAUGCAGGACUAGAGACUCCCACCACCCUCCAGAAGUGUGGCCAUCAGAUCUGUCCUCGAUGGAUGACCUCCGAUUGGUCCCCGUGCCAUGAGUCUCGUUGCUUCACUUGGGACACAGCAAUGCAAAAGCGUGAUGUAACAUGUCAGUCUGCCAAUGACACGGAAGUGGACCCUAAACACUGUAUCGAAAUAGAGCGGCCAGUCCAGAGAAAAGAAUGUUACAACGAUAAAUGCAAAGGAACUUGGAAAGUAGGAGAAUGGUCUGAGUGUGCAGCUCCUUGUGAGGCCCAGGGAGUCAAGUAUCGCAUACUGCAGUGUGUGUGGUACGGCACCAAGAAGCCAGCUGGCAACGCAUGCAGGGAUCAACCUAGGCCAUCCGUCAUGAAAGUAUGCAAGGGGCCUCCGUGUUUUGAUGUGGGAGAGUGUAAGGACCAAUCCAAAUACUGUGAGAACGUCAGAGUCAUGAACAUGUGUCGGAUGCAGAGGUACCAGACGCAGUGCUGCCAAUCUUGCAGAAGCACCAAAAAUUAAGACUAAAGCUUGAGUAGAGAAUGGUGCUUCUCAUAACUGACCUCACUUUACGUACAUGUUGUCACCUGAAUGGUAAAAUCAAAACGUAAAUUAAUAUUCUUUUCUGCCCUUUCGGUGCCAUCUUUAAUAGAAGCCAUUAAACAAUAUCAGGACCAUACGUUGGCAUGAGAACACUGCAUAUUAAAAGUCACGAGUUUUCACCAUAUAACCCUUUCCAUUAACACAUUUGUUAAUGGAAGGCUGUAAUGGGUAAAGGACUAAAUGGAGUACCGUAUUUGCAGUGUUCAGGGUAAAUUAUUGAAUUGCACUCUUUCAUUUUGACCUAUACAUUAAUAAAAAAUAGAGUUUCACCCUCUGGAUCCAAAGCAACGUUUUUAUAGGACACUAAACACGAUUAUAAUCUUCACCAUACUGAAGCCUGGGUUUCACAGAGUUUACAUUCUUUAUUUUAGCUAGUAAAGUGUUAUCACAUAAACCCCUGGACUCCAGGCAACAAUUUCAAUGUACAGUAAACUUUAUUCUAAUUGUCCAUCAGGUCACGUACAGAUUUCUCAGAGGGUUGAGAGCUAAAAAUCAGAACUUUACUAUAAACGUGCUAAAUUGUGUUGUAGUAGUAGUAAUAUAAGUAGAUUCAUAACAACACAGCUAUUUAGAGAAUCAGUACAAAAAGUUGACAGUACAGUUAUUCAAGAAAAUAGUAAUUAAAACUUUCUAAAGAGAUAUUAAACUACAAAACGUAUACACAAAUCACUUUUUUUAAUCAUCUAAAUCCUCUUAUGAAAUUAGCAACAUAUAUUAAGUCUAAAUUAAGAUUCAUAACAUAAAAUGUUAUAAAAGUAUAUGAUAUUAAAUUAGUUAUUCUUUUUUAAAGUAUUACCAUUUUAUUUUAUUAGAAAUAAAAUAUAUUAUUAAAUAAAAAAUAUGAAAUUAAAAAUGUUAAGUUGAAAGAAAUAUUAAGCACAUUUAUUUUCAGUUGUAGGCUGAAGCUUUGAGGAUUUGUAAACUUGUUUUUCAGAAUUAUUUUAACAAUUACCAAUUGUGAAUUUUGAAAACUCUUAAAAGUGUACAUAUUUUACCAUCAAACACACAAAUGUACAUAAAGUGAUGUCUACGUUUUGAAAAGUGCCUGUUUAAUUGUUGAAGCAAACAUGUCCUGCACAACCUAGUGUAUUGUUCAUCUGGUCAGUGUACAGUAUAAGUGUAUUACCCUAACGUAAAUAUAUAUAUAUAUAUAAAUAUAUACUGAACUAAUUCUGCUGUUAAAACUAUAAACAAUGUAAAUGGAAUGGGAGAUGGCGUGAUCUCCACGAGAUGGGUGAACGAAAUAAGACUGACACAUAGUAUUUAAAUAGGCUUAGGCUACCGUUCCAUGACACCUGCUGAUCCCAAGUGAAUGUUAUGGUUAAGUUGAUUUCACGCAAUCAUUGUCGCUUGUACCUGUGUUAGAAUCCAAAUGUUGUUACUAUACGGUAAUGGAACAUUCCUGUAUUCUUCUGUAUCCCUCAAUGACAUUGUUUUGUGUAGUGUUUCCAUUCUAUCAGUACAUGGCCAUAAGUAAUACAUUGUCGCAUAUACUCGUGUAUAAAAAACUAUUUUCGCAAAAGUUCGUUGAAACCAACGAUGACACUGUUUUUUUUAAGAAAUGCAUAAGGCUCAUAUAGAAAACAGACAGAAUACAGACUGUAAUGCAAACCCAUUGAAAUAUAUGUGUUAAUUACAUACACAACCAAUAAUAACUAAAUCAUUCAAUUUGUUGGGCUUUUACAUUUUAAUAGUUUUCCUCAUAAUACAAAGUUUCAAUAAAUAACCAGGGGUGUAAAAUAAAUUAGUAUUGCAUCGUUAAGAUUUUCGUACAAUGAUUGAUACAAAAUAAUAAUAAACACUAUUUAUAAUUAAAUAAUUGCUAAAGUAAUUUCUGUCAUUUAUAUUUAAUUAUAAAAUUUGUAAAAUUUUACAAUACAGGAUGCUUUUUGAAUAAGUGUUUGUACAAUAGACAGUAUAUGCACAAAGCAAAUUGAUGUAUUAUUUUAGUGAGAAAAAGUUUCUAUUAAAAAUAUCUUUUUCAUAUACUUCGUAAUGUAUUUAUGUACAAAUGAACAAUGAUACUACAUUCUGUUAUUUAAUUCAGUUAACAUUCCAGUGUUUCAACAAAAUAUUUAACAAGAAUGCUGUCACUUAUAUUUUUAAAUUGACAAAUCUUAUCAAUUUUAGUUUGUAUUAAGCUAUUGGUUAAACUAUUCACAAAAAGCUAAAAAAACUACAUGUUUAUAUUUACUUUCACAAGAUUGCACAUUCAACCUUUGGUCUGAUAUUAUAAAUUACAACAAUACUGUAUAGUUCAGAAAAGUUCAAUUUCUAUACUAACUCUUGCUCCCAUAGCCUAAUAUUUCUGUACAUUAUUCCGAUUGUACUUUUGCCAUUCAUAUGGAAACCCUUGCACUGAGUGUGUUAGUGUUGGUGCUACUGUUACCAAAAUAAUAUUGCAUCCAUUUAAAAUCGUAUCUCCUUUUGCAACAAAUUUAUUAUAAAAUCUUUAUUGUUAACAAGUUUCAAUUUUUUUAAUUAUAAACUUCACAUAAAAUAUAUAAACCAAAAUAAAACAACUAUUGAAGAAAAGACACAGUCAUAUUGCAAGACAAUAUUAUAAAGACAACUCAAACACAUGUUAACUUUUUCUGCAUUAAAGAAAAGAUACCAUGUACUUAAUUAAACAAUUAAUAAAUUAACUCCAGACAUCAUUGGCAGUCUUUUAAUAAACAUAAGUUUAAAGUCAACUGUCAUUUAUACACUGAUGUGACACAAAUUUAGAUUGAGCCUGACAGAAUGUUAACUUUUUUCAGAAAAUUAAACUGAAUAACUCCUGUUUAAAUUUUUAGAUUAGUUUUUUCAUCCUGGUUGUCUGUUCAUUGUUGGUAAAUUUUGCGUAUAUCAACAAGGACUACAUUUAUAUUAUGGUAUUUUUGCACUUUUUCCAUCCAUAUUAUAAUAAAAUUGAAUUAAUUUAAUUCAAAUCUUAAAAAAACUUUAUUGGUGUUUAUUCACAGUUUAGCUGCAGUUUUGUGAAAUACUGUCUGUUCAAGAUUGACAAUUGCGCUAUUAUUUAAUAAGAUUAUAUUUAAUUAAUUGUAAUCUUAUUGAAUUUGGAAUUUUAUUGAAUACAGCUGAACAGCAUUACAUUUAAACUAUAGACAUGUUCAAUGUAAUUAUGAUAACAUUAAUAAAGAACACAGUAUUAUUAAUUGCAAACAAAUCAGAAUUUUUUUAUUGGUAUGUACAUUCCUUUUAUUUACCAUCAUUUGUUUUCACUACUACAGUAAAUUUGUUUUUUUUGUACACUAUUGCGUUUUAGCAAUAAGUCAUCUCAACUACAAGUAAUUGAAAGCAAUAAAGAAUAGGAAUGUCAGUGUUAAGACACAAUGAUAACACGGGUACAAAAUAGCAGGUACUAAUACCUAACCCUUCACAUUGUACAUUACCUGUAAAAUUCAGACUUACCUAGAACCCAUGCUAAAUUUAAGAUUCUAAGCUGUGUGAAUUUUCAGGUGUUUAUUUUUACAAAGUUUUCUGUAAUGUUAACAUUGUGUGCCUACUAUAAACCUAUAUAGAACAAAUGUUGUAAUUGUAGCAUUCUCUUCUCUAAAAUCGACUACAAUAAAAACAAAGAAAAUCCUGAUCUAUUAGGAUUAUCAUAAACAUUAAAUCUGAAUCUAGAACACAGUUUAAACAACAAAUAGUGUUUUAUCCAGUCAACUUUAUAAUGAUCAUUUUAAAAACAAAAUUGUUAAUGGCUUCAAAAUAACAAAGAUUUAUAAUAAAUUAUUAAAUUGUGCUUUGUUGUUGAAUCAAAUAAAGGACGGUGAUUUCAUGUCAAAUUAGUCCUUGAUGUUCUUAAUAAUUAUUAAUUAUAAUUAUAAAAAUUAAGUUUCCAAAAAAAAAAGCUAGGACCUUGAAUUUGUUGAACUAUAUAUUAUGAAUAGUUGUGAAGAUAAGCUUACUAACUCACAAAAAAUGCAGUUUGCUCCUUCAGUUCCAAAGACCUACGGAUUGUUCAAGAGCCAGUUGUGCUUGAGGUAAUAAUAUUGAUAAAACACGUAUUUAAAAUAUUAAAAUUCACGUAUUAAUAUUCUUCUUUAUCUGGCAUGAAAAAACAAUGCUACUUAAAAGUACAUAUAAUCAGUAAAAAAACUAUGCACUAUUUAAUAUGGUAAGAAAGACCUACUGCAUUUGUAUAAUGCUUCUACACCUGUGAAUAUAAGAUGUUUUUAAAAAUCUGACCAGGAAAUCAACUGAUUGUUAAUGAAUAAUUUGAUGUCAAUGAACUUUUCCUGAAACGAGGAAUAGGGGUUAACUUAUAAUUACCAAAUACGUAGUGAUCUCCACAUUGGGAUGCAUACAAAAAGAAUAAAUACAACAAAAACAAAACAUCUUUACUUUUUGAGGAAGGCACCUUUCUUUGACAGAUUUGUAAAAAAGAUUUCAUGCUUGACUACCAUUAUAAAAUUCCAAAUUAUAAGGAUUUGAAUUCAUGCAGGAAUUAUUACUAUAUUAUUAGUAUUAUUACUAUUGGUUGACGUGUUCAUUGUAUGAUUUUGUAAAUUUUAGAAAAUUGUUUACUUUGUUAAAGUACAUUUCCUCUACAUCAGUUCAUACACUAAUAGAAUUUUGAAAGUAACCAACCAUUAACUCAUUAAAGAUUAGAUAAUCUUUAAUGAGUUACUUGAAAUUGUAAUUAUUGUAAGUUUAGUUGGAAUCAUUUUAGAAUUAUAUUGACCACUGACUUCAACUUUACGAUAUUUUGUAUAAUCAUAUAUUAACUUUUAAACUGUUAUAAGCUGUUGAACAGCCCAAGCAGAUGAUUUCGGGUUCUGGGGUCCGUGUUUGGUGAAAGUAUUAAAAAAAUUUAUGGAAUUGCUCGUAAGUGGUAGCUUUCUGUAAAAUCUAUAGUUUUAUACCGUACUUAAGAGAACAAAAAUAAAAAUAAAUGAUUGAUUCAAUACACAAAUUAUUUUUUAUUUGUUAAGCUUGAUUUUUAUUUCGAAGAAGAGAAUCCUACAACUAUUUUUUCCGCUAUAAAAAACUUUAAUGGCUUAUUUUAUAUUAGUACCAAGUUGUUUACUUUUUAGACUGUGAAACCAAAAUCCCCUCAGCUCACUGUUGUACUAUUGUAGUGUGCUGUAAGUUAUGUAAAUAUAGCUAGCGAACUGUAUAGGUAGGCUGUAAUUGUAUGUAAAUAUUUGCACCGUACUGCUGAGCUUCUACACUGAACAUGAACAUGGUACUUACACCUACUCGUGGUUAGAUCGCUUACAAUGAUUUGAUAGCUUUAAAGUUUACACUCCUGUUGUAUGUCAUCCAUAUAGUUUAUAUAUUGAUUACCUCAUUGAUUAUCCUACCUACCAAUGAAACGUUGUAGUUGUUAAAUGUAUUUAUACUUAAGUAUUAAAUAGAACAGUAGAAUAUUGUUUUGUAAAAAGAAGACUUGUGUACAAACUAAACUAUUCCUGCUCUUCAUACUCCUAACUAUUAAAAAUAUGAUUCCUUUCUCUUAGUAUUUUAGACGUUGAUUUGUUGGAAUGUUUAGUUUGUAAGAUAAACCUUGAAUUUUGAAUGCUUUUUUACAAAUAUUUUUUAAUUGUGUACCUAAUAAGGAUGAUGCCACGGUCAGUUAAUUGUAGGCAACAUUUCUAUUGAAUAGCAAUAUUGUUAAAUCUAGUAAAUUAUAGUAUUUAUGGAUUCAAAAUCCAACUAUAGUGAAUUGUUUUCAAUAUGACGUAUGACAUUUGUAAUGUCCCAGUCACUCUUUCUAUAAAAGUUCAUAAUGGUUGUUUUCUUAUCCUUAAUAAAAAAAUUAAGUAUUGUUAUGAUAUUUGAUUUAAUUCUAAAUCUUGAUUUAGUAACUCGUGAAGUGUAAUAUAAUAAUAUUUCAAAGUAUUACAUUUAUUUUAAGAGUAACAACACUAUAGUUACAUUUACACAAUUACAUUUUGUCUCUCUUAUGCAUUACGGGAAAAAUUGCAAUAUUAUUCUGCUGAACACUUGAUAAAUAUCUUUAAUAACUCUUUCACAAAUUCAAAUCUUUUAUGGAAAAAGUAAACGAAAAAGAACUACUAUUAUUCGUUUAUCUCAUGACUAAUGAACAUUUAACUAUACACAACCCAUUUAUUGCAAUCUAUCAGAAUGUAAAUACAAUUCCAAAAUUAAAAUUUCAUUAAUUAUAAUUGUGAAAAGAAGAGACUCAGCUCUAAAAGUUCCUAGAAGCCAGAAAGAAGAGUUCUACUAGGAAAUCCACAUGAGGUGGAACAAUGAUAUUAGUGGGAGCCGGUAUUACUCAUGAAGAAGGCAGAGAACAGAAGAAGCGGAAAAACUGUUAGUAGAACAGCUGGAACAUAAGUGGCAUGGCUAAGUGGUUUUUAGUUAUAUCAACAAGAGCCCUCUUAUUUCCUUUAUUUUCUUAUUUCCUAUUAUCUUAUUUUCUGAUUUUGUGCCAAACUCAAGAGCACUAAUCAUGUUUAUACGUGUAUAAGCCAUUUAGAACUAAUAUAUCCUAAGAAUUUGCAGAAAUAAAAAUUAUUUAGAAUAGAGUCUAAUUGGAACUAGGAACGGUAUUGAGGAAAUGAACAUAUGAAGAAUGAAAAUUAACACUAAAAUUUAAUAAGAUCACACUAAUAAAACACCUCUGACCUCAAGAGGCGACGUCAUGUAAAAUUUUGCACAUUUCUUCUUGGCUAAAAUUACUUAGGAGUUGCUUCAAAAAGCACUCCUGCCUUCAUAUUUUUCAUCUUAAAACCAACUAAAACAAAUCCCAAAUAAAUCGUGCAAUCUUUGGAUUUGUGAUCAUUUUCACAAACAAAUCUUGAUAUUGAACAUUGUAAAUGAAAACGUGGCUUGUAUGGUUCUUUAAAUUUGGCUUCAAGAAUAGAGCUCUUGACAUAUUCAGAUUGAAAAAGUGAACUACCAUGGUCUGAGCCAUGGAUCCAAAUCAACAGAGGUGAUAGCUGUACACAUAACACCUUCUUUACUCCAUCCUAGACACAUGAUUCUGAAUUGAGUCAAACUUGCAGAUGUUUGGUAUUGCUGUUAACAGUGAUUUCACUUCUACAUGCCUGCUUGAUUUUGAAAUAAAAAUUUAUUUGCCACUAUAGGAAUGAUAAGAGACAUUUGAACCCUCCUCCUACUACAUCUCUAUGUUAUGGACAUAAAUUUGUCUAAUAUUUCUCUUCAUAGACGAAUAGAACAAUGUUGUAAGUCUCAUUACAGUUGUUAUAAUAAGAUUAGUUUCUUCUAAAAUUUUCUAUAUGAAGCAAACAAUAUGAAUAUAGAGAACAGAGGAGAAGCAGGACUUUUUGUAAAAGCCCUUAAUUUAAAAUCAUUAUUAAUUAAAACAGGUGAAGUUCUAAUUAUCGUCAUGUAUUCUACAUAUGAUAAUAAGAAACAAAUCAUUUGAAUUCAGGAAACGACCUGAAAAUGAAUAAUGAUCCACCUAACAAUCUACAAAAAUAAUUUUUUUAAUUUUUUGCUACAUGGUCAGAUCGGUACUACUUAUCUUUGGGCUCACUAGCUCUCCCUCACGUAAUCCAAUUAAGACCACCAUUUAUAUUUAUCCUACUUAUGAUUUUAAAAUAUCCUAAUUAUAUAGCUAAUGUGAUGUAUAAGAAAGACAAGAUCAGUAAUCCUGCAAAAUAUGCAGUCUUAAAUAACAUGAACUCUUUUAAGAGUGUUUAUUUAUUUUGUUUACUUAUUAGGUCUAUGGUAAAUCUCUUACUUCUUAAGUUGUAUUGUGUGUAACCAUUUUUCUCAUCCAAAUCCUUUUGUUCAGAUUUCUUUAUAUACUUGAAAACAUUCCGCAUUUAGGUUAAGUGUAUAAUGUGUGUGUAUAUUAGUUAUGAACCAAGAGUAUUUUUUUAUUAUAUUUUGUUUCCCAUAAGUAGUUAUAGACAUAAUUGUGUUAUAUGUAGAAAACGUUUAUUCGAAAGUAAAAUUUAAACAAUUAUAAAUCUUUUUUCUUAAUUCAAAAUAAUAUGAAGCAAUUAUUCUUACAAUAGUUGAAUAAAACAGUUAACAUUGUUUUUCAUAUUUUUUUUAUAUUUGUAAAUGUUGAUUUUCCCUUUAAUCUAAAAAAAGCCUUGCUUUUCACCAUUUUUAUUAAUUUAAAUUUAUAGUUGAUGGUAUUCAGAUAGUUUUGGACUUUAUUCACCUUUAUCUGUUAUAUGUUUUUAGAACUGAUAUUCAGUAGUCUUUCUCAAGAAGCAAAAAACCUUAAAGUUAUAAAAUGUGUAUUAAUAUAAAAUUCCGAGUCUUACAUUCACAUAACUUAACACAUUCCCUCUUCUUGCCUUUCUCACUUUGUAAAGCGCUUAAGUUCGACAGAAAGUACAGCAAUAUGUGUUGCUUAAAUUAAAAUAAUUCCUUCUUCGACUUUCUCAAUCUCUAUCUAUUUUGUAUACAACUUUAAGGGAAAACAACAAAAAAAACUGCUUUUACAGCAUUUUAAUUGUAGUUAUUUUAAAAGAAUCAUAUUUUAUGGAUGUGUAUUUUAUUUUAUUAGGUUACAGUUAAGAUUGUAAAUUGAUUGUUAUAUAUAAAAUAAAUUUGAAGAAAACUUGGCAAAUUCAUUUCCUUCCUAAA